CACAUUUUCAAAUGAAGACCCUCCUCUUUUGAUAAGAUAUAAAAUUGACACUGAAACAGACACACGUUAUUUCAUUCUCCUCCUGAUCAAAGAUGGAUCUGCAAAUCUCAGUUUUUCUUCUCUUCAUUCUUUUUGCUGCAGGACACUCUCUCAGCUGUUAUGCGUGCAUAGGUCUGAAGGGUUCUUGUGCAGAUCAGGAGGUAACAACAUGUCCCAGUGGAUCUACUCAGUGCGUGAGUUCAACAACAGUGACACAAAUCGGUGACAUUGGUGCUAAAGUGAAAAUUAAAGGUUGUGUUCCUGCCUGUCAAAAUGGGUCCAUGAACUUAGGCAGUUCAAAGAUGACUUCUUCCUGUUGUGACACAGACCUGUGUAAUGUCCAAGAUGCUCCAGAUCCUCUCAGCACUACUGUCCCCAAUGGAAAGAAAUGUUUUUAUUGUGAUGGACAGAGCUGCUCAAACACAUUGAGCUGUUCAGGGACUGAAGACCGCUGCAUUAAAUCAACAGCAGUGACUUUGGAUGGCCAGUCAUUGCUUCAUAAAGGCUGCAUUUCUAAAUCCAUCUGUGAUGCUGCUGCUUUAGCAUUUAAUAAUCUUAACCUCGGGAGCGUCUCAUGUUGUGAGGGGAACCUGUGUAACGGUGCUCAGAGUGUCUCCCAGAGCUUCCUGUUCCUCUGCUGUUCUCUGCUCUCCUACUUCCUGCUGCACUGAAUCCAGCAGCUCCUCACAUCCUACAAUCAGACACAAGCUAUAUAUUCAGUACAGUGUGUUUUCUCUUAACUAUCCUUACUUAUUCAAUUGAUGAAAAAUCUCUCAAUAUAUUUUAGUUUAGUUUAUUUAUUUAUUUGAAAAGGGACCAUGUAUAAUGUUUCCAUUUCAUGCAUUGUAGCCCAAGGCAAAUUUUCAUCCGCAGUCAUCCAGCAAGUCAUUGCUUACAUAAAUAAUAAAAUAACACAAACAGUUCCAAAAAACAUACAUACACAUCCUACUGUACCAGGGGCAAAAAUAAAUAAAUAAAACAAAUAAAAAGUCAAUUAAACUUCAACCAUGUCAAUGUUUACAGAGUUGUGUAGAUUUUAAAAAAGAUUUAAGCUUCAAUUUAAAAAGACCAAUAGAUGUACAUCCUUUUACAGUAUAACCUAAGGAGUAGCAGCUUUCACUGAGAAAGACGAUAGUCCAAAAUCAGAAUGAUGAAAAGAAACAGCGCAAUCACUUAUGAAUGAUAAUCUAGAUCUCAGAGUUUUUAGAACCAUUAACCAAAUCUAAAAUGGUCAAAACCCAAAAAUGUAUGUUUCUCUAAGAUCCUACAAUGAUAAUAGUGAUUUGUUUUUUAUCUAAAAUUUUUAAAGUAGGCUAUGUUUAUAUUGGGAUUUAAGGAUUUAAUCAGUUUCACCAGCUUGACCCAACAUGACAAACAGUAUAAGAAGGGAUCGUAGCGAGCAUGAAAGACUUAGCCUAGCUACAUCAAUGGAGAGACAUUGUCUAAUUUGUCCAAAAGUUAUAUUUAAUAGUCCUCACCAUUUUCUUUACAUGUUUUUAAAACUAAGAUUUGAGUCCGAGAUAAUUGAACUUCACCAAAGUUUGCGUAACAAUUUCUAUCUUUUCACCAUUAAUAAAAAUAUCAACACUGGGAGAAUGAAAAUUUGUUUUAGAGAAGAACAUUCCUUUUGUUUUCCAAUGUUCAGUGUUACGUCCUGUGAUGUAAUUGUGUAUGUUUUGGAUGUUCACAUGUUGUUCUCUCCUCCCUCUCUUUCUCUCUCUCUGCCAAGCAGCGCUUCAAAUCAUCUGCAGCUGAUUCCAAUUAGUGGCAGCGUGGUUUACUUGUUACACAAUGUUAAAACGGAGCAGAGAGAAACAGCUCAAGAGAAGUCCCUUAUCUGCUAUCCCAGAGACGUUGUUGUUUUAUUUGCUAUUGAGCAAUUUGUGAAAUGUAAACCUGAAGUGUGGGUACAAGGACGUUACUGUUGAGAUUCUAAUUUAAAAAGAAAAACUUUGUGAUUAACUAUCAAAGGCUUUACGCAGGUCUAAAAAUAUAGCAACCACUAAUCUUCCUUUGUGAACUAAUUUACUCUGAAACCAAACUGCAUACAAUGUAAACCAAACUUGUCAGUUGUUUCGAAAACUAUCUUCUCCACAACAUUUAAGAGUACUGGCAGUAUGCUUAUAAUUAUUAACUUCAUCAAGAUCUCCAGAUUUAAAAAUAUUAGUAACACUGACUUGUUUCCAUGCACUUGGAAAGGUGAAAUGACAAAUUAAUGAAAUGAGUAAUGACAAUUUCUUUGUGAGCUAUUACAAACAUAGUGUCAAAUUGAUGAGCAUCUCUACGUUUAGAAUUUUUUAAUAAGUUAAUAAUUUUGUUGACUUGCAUUUCAUUAGUCAUGGUUAGAUUAAAACCUUUACCCACAUCAUCAAUCGGAAGAAUAUUUAUUUCCCUUCUUAAAAUUUUUCCCUUAAAUCAUGAACAGAAUUAAUAAUAAUAAUUAAAAAAAAAAAAAAAAAAACCUAAGCAAUGGCAUAAUUGUCUUCAUUUAGCUUUCCCUGAACUUUAAGCUUAAAAUCUCGUAUAAAAUUUGGUUCCUUCUGUAAAAGAGUAUUUAGGCCUACGUUUUUACAAAUUAUUGCCUUUUGCCUUGUUCAUUAGAUGAAGAUAGUAACUGGAAUUAGCUAAUCUUAGCUCUCGAAUAACUUUUUUUCUCAGAGUUAAUGCUGAAUCCCUAUUUUUCACCAGCUUCCAUAAAUUCUCAUUGAACCACGGUGAAUUAUUUUUAUGCUUGAUUUUUUCUGAACUCUAACAGUAAAUUUAUCUCUUACAGAAUUAAUCCUAUUAAAAAAUGUAUUACAACCAUAAUCUAUAUUCUUAUGACACGAUCACCAGCUGGUGUGCCCAGGAUAAACACCAGAGGGCACCAAAAAGUCCUCUCUGUUCUCCCAUAGGACAGGAAAUAGUUAUUUUUAAAGCGAUGUAAAAAAAAAAAAAAAAAUAUUUAAAAAAUAUUCACAUUAUCCACAAACUGUGUAAACAACAAAUGGAAGUAGUUACAGUACGUUGGAUUAAAAGACUUUCUUGUUUCAGACAAGCUCUCAUGGCACUAUAUGCAUCCUCUCACACAUGCACAAAUCCAUCCACAAAUACUGUAUAUGAAGAGCUCCUACAAAUGCAGUAUCAAAAGCACAACUAUGCAUGUUUCUUUGUAAACUGUAUUGUAACAACAUGACCAUACAAGGACUUACAAGAAGCAUCAUAUUCUUUUCCUACUAAGUGACACUGAGACAACCACAGACACACAUUGUACUCAAACACACAACCACAGAAACACAUUGUAUGCACAUACACCCACAUCCAGACCACAUUCAUGUCUGAUGUGACAAGCAACACAGCUCUUUUAUGGUCAUUUGUAUAAACAGUUUUUUUUUCUACUAAAUAUAACAGCCUUUUCAUCCAAAAUGUAAAACCAGAAAAAGUUUACAUUAUUUUCAAACAGAAUUAAAGUCUUCCUAUGGACUGGCAUGUACAGGCACAACAGGGCUAAAGUUCCUUAAGGGUUAAAGGCCUUUUGUUUUUUCCCAUAAAACACUAAACCUAUUUGUCACUAUUUGCACUAAAAGUAGUCCACAAAGUCACUGCAUGCAGCUACUAAGAAUCUCUGAAAUGACAUAUUGAGACAAAUGACUUUGAAUUCUAAGUUCUGUUUAAGUUUUGUUCAAGCUGAUCAUUUCAAUCAUUUUUUCAUCAAGUUCUGGUAGGUAAAAGGAUAGUAUUUGGGAUAAAACCCCCCUUGUUGCCCCGAUGUCGAAGCCAAAGACCAACGACACCCAAAACACCGUUAGAUUGGCAGAAGCUGAAGAUUUAUGCUUAUAUAAUCAAUACUGCACUAAAUGCAAAAUACGGCAGAUCUUAUGAAAUGGUAAAAAAUCAAUAAAUGAGAAAAUUAUUCACUUUCCUCUUAAAGGGAUAGUUCACCCAAAAAUGAAAAUUAUCCCAUGAUUUACUCACCCUCAAGCCAUACUAGGUGUAUAUGACUAUAUUCUUUCAGACGAACACAAUCGGAGUUAUAUUAAAAAAUAUCCUGGCUCUCAAGCUUUAUAAUGGUAGUGAAUGGGGCUUGAGAUUUUGAAGCUCAAAAAAAAAAAAAGUGCAUCCAUCCAUCAUUAAAGUAAUCCACAUGGCUUAAGGGGGUUAAUAAAGGACUUCUGAAGCGAAGUAAAAUAAGUAAAAUAUCCAAACUUUUGUAAGUAAAAUAUCCAAAUUUAAAACUUCAUAAACUGGCUUCCGGCAACACCUGUGUCUAGUUCUGGCGGAAGAGUGACCUCUGACCCGACGCAUGACGUGUUGACGAACACAGAAAGACAUGUUACUCUUGUAAUAAAUGUAAUAAAUUGAAAUAAAUAUAUUAAACUUGUCAGUUGCAAAUGGGCUCCAUUCCAAUGUUUUGUACUUAUUUUUGAAGCAAUGUAAAAUAAAAAUAAAAACACCUAUGAGACUUU
Molecule: messenger RNA, 4484 nt
Organism: Ctenopharyngodon idella (grass carp)
Lineage: Eukaryota; Metazoa; Chordata; Actinopteri; Cypriniformes; Xenocyprididae
Product: ly6/PLAUR domain-containing protein 8-like
Exons: 5
Coding region: 93-710 (205 amino acids)
Source: RefSeq, a predicted model, not a curated record